Molecule: messenger RNA, 438 nt
Organism: Drosophila obscura
Lineage: Eukaryota; Metazoa; Arthropoda; Insecta; Diptera; Drosophilidae
Exons: 2
Coding region: 164-328 (54 amino acids)
Source: RefSeq, a predicted model, not a curated record
CAAAACUAAUUUAUCAAAUUGGAGCCAGAAAUCAUAGGAAAUUCGCUAUUCCGAAGAAUUUAAACGCCGUAUACUAAAUCAUACGCUCCACCACGCUCCUGCUUCCCCACAUACCAUACCAUAUCCUCAUUCAUGUCUCAUUUUGUGUUUGUUUUGCAGACUUAUGGGCAGUAGUGUUGUCUCGCAAUUGGCUCGAAAGUACGCUGCAGUGAUAUUUUUUCCCACUGUUGCAGUCGGCUCCAUCUACGCAGAUUGGUCGCACACCCGUAAGUGGAAGCGCCAGCAACACCAGUUGGCACACAGCGUUCAGCUAAAGAGUCAGAGCUAGGAGGAAGUACUUCGUCGAUAUCACGCUAAGAUGGUGCUCGGCCUGGACAAGCGCGCCCUGUGGGCAGCGGUGCCGUUAUUUGGCUUCGCCCUUGGCCACUUUCUGGACAA